AUGGGGCAUUUAUUCCUUGACUUGAAAGUGAAAAUAAAUCAGAGUGACAUUGUUCCUGUAACCCAUUUCGAUGUCUCGAUCCUAAACGGUACCAGUGUUCUAUUCAGUUCGCUGUUAGAGAAGAAUGGACGGCAUGCCUCUAAAAGGUUAAUAAAAAAUAACCUAGAAUGGGUGACCUGGCUCGGCUAUAUCCCCGACACAGCCGUUUCCAUCUACAACGGAUAUGCUGAACGCCGAGACUACGUCUGCAAACACGGGUGCGAUUGUGGCUUCUACAACCCCGAAAUGGGUCCUUACUGCUACUACCCCUAUCUAUGGCGGGAGUAUAAAAGUUCCAGUUUUGAGAUCCUGGUGAACAAAGACGACUUUGAGUUAAUAGAAUGGAAGAAAAACUCCUUUGGUUACGUGCCUCAGUAUUCAGUCAGAACCUGCCCAUCACAGAACGAAUAUGUUGGGAAGAACAUGUAUGGUCUUGGGGAAGUAAACGGUGAUUUUGGGGUAUUUUUCUUACCCUGGGGAGGCUUUGCGUUUUGGUACUGGGAUUACCAGGUCCUGACCUUUAGCAGAGAAAUACUCAGUGACGACAUUUCUCAUGUCAAGUACGAAAUUGAAAGGAAUCAUACCAUUAAGUAUCCUCCAGAGACCCUGAGCAAGACUGUUGUUUCCAACAAUGAGUGCAACCCAAUGACAGAGAAAGUUUCCCUCUCCGAUACAAUCGAAGAGGAGCAAAGGUGGAACACCAGCUUUUUCAUACCAUCUGACAUCCCAGUCACCAUCACUACCAAGGUCCCCUUGAUUAGCGCCUCAGGUAUUACAAUGAGUCCAGUGAGGAGCUUUCGGCUCAGUAAGGGGACCACUCAUAUUCAGUCGAAUACCCUGUCUAUUACUACUGAGCAAGAAGUCCCAGCGACCCACUCAUGCCAGGUCUCUAUGUUGGGACAUAAGUAUCAGGCAGACAUCCCUUUCACGGCACGCCUAAGGCGCACCUAUCGCAAUGGAGAGACCAGAUGGACAUCCAUCUCUGGGACAUUCAACACUGUCCGUGUUGGAGAAGUUGAAGUGGAUGUGGGAGCGUGUAAACCUAUACCUGACCCCAAGCCUUGUUAAGUGGGUGAUACAUAAACUAAAUAUGAAAUACCUGUCAAAUUCGGAUAACAAGCCAAACAUAGACAUGGUUUCUCAUGUUUGAAUGUAUGUGCUUUUUUAAUUGUAUAAGACAAUAAAAUCCCUUGCAUUUAAGUAUUUCUUCAGUUUUGCAAGUGAU
Molecule: messenger RNA, 1264 nt
Organism: Xiphias gladius (swordfish)
Lineage: Eukaryota; Metazoa; Chordata; Actinopteri; Istiophoriformes; Xiphiidae
Product: natterin-3-like
Exons: 2
Coding region: 1-1107 (368 amino acids)
Source: RefSeq, a predicted model, not a curated record